AUGUCAUCCCUAGUAUCCGACUACAUCAUCAACCCCGUCACCCAGACCGUCGUCCGUCGCUUCUCGAGCCCUUUCACCGUGGAACCUUCGCCCGAGCCCCGUCAUCCCUUCUCACGCGGCGACUACCCAGAGGAAAAUGGCGACGCCAUUGCCGACUGCGACGGACCUUCAACUCCUUUCCCCAGCCUCGCAAGGUUCACAAGGACUCCCGACAUAGCCCUUGGUGCCAGGUCCCCACCUCUUCUCAUCCCCCAAAUGCGAAGGGGAGUCACUGCUCCCGUCACAGACGAACUGUCACGCCCAUUGACAGUCCCCUCAAUUGCUCCUCUACGACUCGAGAUGGAGCGCCAUGAGCUGUCCGACACGGAGAGCGCCGCCGAGCUAGAGGGUGCCAUUGACGCUGGCGCACAGGCCGAGAGGGAGUCCCGCAGGCUACCUGCAGACGACGGCAUGCGGGCAAUGCGACUGCGGAUUCUCAGUAUCCAGUCUAGCAAUAUCACUUUCGACCAAAAGAGAUACCUCACACAGCAGCUCCUUACCGAAAAAUAUACCAGCGUCAGGCUCGCCAAGGCAGUCGCUGAGGGGAAACCCGCAACGCCUGUCCCCGCCACUGAGCAUGCCUCAGCUUCGACCUCUCGAGAUAUCGGCUUUGGAGUUUCAGCGCUGGAGACGCUCAAGUCCUGGACUGGACUCGAGGACAGGGCCAGACUCCACGUCUCAGAUGAAGACCGCCGACCUACAUAUGUGCCCGCCACGGCCAUUCUCAAUGACGAGGAAGACAUGGAAGAUGACGCUGGGAAGGCGGAGGAUGCCGACGGCGCCGAGGCUCAAUUACUGGGCUGCUUGCACUACAGACGGAACGUCAAGCUCCAGUGUGCGGCGUGCGAGAAAUGGUACACUUGCAGGCUGUGUCAUGACGAGGUCGAGGAGCACAUCUUGCCCCGGAAGCUGACCAAACACAUGCUGUGCAUGCUGUGUGGUUACGCGCAAAAGGCAUCCGAUACCUGCGUGAACUGUGGCGAGUGCGCGGCUCAGUACUAUUGCAACAUCUGCAAAUUGUGGAGCGACGACGUCAACAAACCCAUAUAUCAUUGUGAUGACUGUGGUAUCUGUCGAGUUGGGCAUGGGCUGGACAAGGACUUCUUCCACUGCAAGACCUGCCGCGCAUGCAUAUCCAUCACACAGACUAACAACCACAAAUGCAUAGAACGUGCGACAGACGCGGACUGUCCCAUCUGCGGCGAGAACAUGUUCGCCUCGCACAAGACCGUCAUUUUCAUGGACUGUGGUCACUCGAUCCACCGCACAUGCUUCAAUGAGUACAUGGCCUCAUCCUACAAAUGCCCAAUCUGCAGCAAGAGCAUUGUGAACAUGGAGGCGCUGUUCACAAACCUGGCGAACAUCAUCCGCGAGCAGCCGAUGCCGGAAGAAUUCGAGAACGUCACGUCGAUAAUCCUCUGCAACGACUGUUCAGCAAAAUGCACCACGCAAUACCAUUUCCUGGGCUUGCGUUGCCAGAUUUGCCGCUCAUAUAACACAGUGGAACUAGAGCGGUCUGAGAUGCCCGGUGAGAGGGCUGAGAGUGAGCAAGCACCCGCGCCCGGACAUUCAGUCCCAGCGACCACAGCAACGCAGGCGCACCCUCAGCGCUCAUUACAGGACCGCACCAAUGGGUCAAGCUCUACCCCAGGACUGCACUCAAAUCCUUCGCAUGCGCACUAUAGCUUGAGCCAAGACGCCACAAGUCCGACUAGCCUACGUACGCAGGCAGUCCCGGCGCCAUACCCCACGAUUGAAGACGACGAGGACGAAGAACUCGACUUCUGGGGAGGCGAGGCCCGGAGCGGGCCCGAAAGCGAAGAGGACGACGACUACGAAGACGACACAGACGCCGAGGACUCGGAGAACGAGGAGGAGGAUGACGACAACGAGGACGAAGAUAUCAUGUUGUUCGGCCAUAGGUGA
This is a messenger RNA of Diaporthe citri, 1965 nucleotides long. RefSeq lists its product as uncharacterized. The transcript is spliced from 2 exons. Gene Ontology annotation, molecular function: zinc ion binding; ubiquitin protein ligase activity. Gene Ontology annotation, cellular component: nucleus. Bases 1 to 1965 code for a protein of 654 amino acids. Gene Ontology annotation, biological process: protein ubiquitination; ubiquitin-dependent protein catabolic process. NCBI's taxonomy places the organism in Eukaryota, Fungi, Ascomycota, Sordariomycetes, Diaporthales, Diaporthaceae. The record is from RefSeq and is a predicted model, not a curated record.